CAAUUUUCGCUUAGUGAGUAUGUUGCCGCAGAUCGGCUUACAGCAUUUCCUUGCGAAAUGUGGUUUAAAAUCUCUUUGCUAGUGUGCUGUACUGGCAGAAUUAGUGGAGUGUUGUACCCCAUUAGGAGCAAUUUCAGGGAAGCUGUUAGCUACUCUCCGCCGGAGGACGAAGUGACUUUUCACUUGUAUCACCGAAGCAACUUUUCAAAAGAUGACCAGCUCUUCAUCGGCGAUAUUGGAUCGAUCUUGAAUUCUCGAUUUAAUCCGGAUUUAUCUACCAAGAUUAUCAUUCACGGAUGGACUCACGGGAGAGAUGUGCCAUGGGUGGUGGAGAUGAGGGAAGCUAUGGCCGAACUGGACUUAUGGAACAUUAUUGUGGUGGAUUGGGCCCCCUUGUCCCACGCCAUUUACACCGAAGCUCGCAUCCACACCGGUGUCGUCAGUCGUCAGUUAACCUCCUUUUGCAUCUUCAUGGCGCAAUCAACCGGCAUCAGGAUGUCAUCAGUUCACAUGAUAGGCCACAGUAUGGGAGCCCAAAUCGCUGCAUCUGCAGGCUACAAACUCCAACUCGUCCUAAAUCAAACUCUGGCCAGAAUUUCAGGACUAGACCCUGCGGCCCCUUUGUACGAAUGGCCUCAUGUCGAGUCCCUUGAUGAAAUUCUGGACCCGGGGGACGCUUCCUUCGUGGACGUCAUCCACACGAACGGGAGACACCUCGGGACCAUUUUUCCGUCGGGGCACGUCGAUUAUUACCCAAACGGCGGCCAACACCAGCCCGGAUGCGGCUUUUGGGUCUGCAGCCACAUGCGGUCAUGCGAAUUCUGGACGGCUUCCGUAAAGAAACCUGAUUUAUUCAAGGCAUAUUCGUUCCAGUCCUGGGAUGAAUAUUUAGCAGGAAACACAGAUGGACUGAUCGCAGUCCCGAUGGGAAUUGCAGCCAAUCCGAGUAUACCUUACGGUUCAUAUUUUCUCGAAACCACUGACGAGGAGAGGGCUUACCUCAACACCACCACUACAAUUCUUGACAGCUUCAGAAAGAGGAAGAAAAGACAGAGGAGAUAAAAUGAAUUGCUUGCUUAUCCUAUAUCUGUCACGGUUUUUUAUUUAUUUAGUGAUUUGUAUUUUCUCAUUUUUGUUACCCAAUAAAGUAAUUAA
This is a messenger RNA of Tribolium castaneum (red flour beetle), 1155 nucleotides long. Its product is annotated as pancreatic lipase-related protein 2. Gene Ontology annotation, biological process: lipid catabolic process. The record is from RefSeq and is a predicted model, not a curated record. Gene Ontology annotation, molecular function: lipase activity. Bases 58 to 1062 code for a protein of 334 amino acids. The transcript is spliced from 4 exons. NCBI's taxonomy places the organism in Eukaryota, Metazoa, Arthropoda, Insecta, Coleoptera, Tenebrionidae.